CCUGCUACACCGUCUGGUGAAUUAUCCCUCGAUCCUCUACACUGUUUCAGUUUAAAAGUGUGUUUAGGGUUUUAUUAUUAUUGUAUUUAACGUGUUGCCAUAUUUUUUUCCGAGUGUGACUGGACUGUUAGGUCCGGGCACCAGGAGUUGCAGAAGUAGCGGAUUUAAAAACUUUCUGUCUGCAAGUCUGUUCGUCGAAAUAGCGCUUCAUGAACAGUCCCUGACUAUCAAAAGGGGAAAUAUGGCUUUUUAAACUGUGUCUGUCUUCCUCCUCGUCGUAAAGCUUCGCGUGCUUUGCUCCUGCAACGCACUACAAGACUAUUCAGAAACUAUGGGGUCUUCAGGUGUUUCCACAAUUCUUUCAUCCACCCAGUGCACGGUUUGUGCUUUUGAACAAUUUAAUCGAAGCAGACGACACAAUGGCGGCAUCGAUCCUUCGCAGGAAAAUUCCUCCCAUUUCCACAGGCGAGCUCGGCGCUCCCCAUCUCCGACAGGCUAGCCACAGCCAAUCACGGCCCAGGACGGGGGCGGAGCUAGCGGGGAGGCAGCACUUAAUUGGUGAUGGUCACUCAGAUUGGAUGACGGAAAAAGUUGAUUUGUCUUCAUUUGUGUCGACGACCGAGUCUUCUCCCAGCUCAUCCCUUCCACCCUCGCCGUUAGAACAAGAUGUCAAAGUGCCCUCGGAUCUGGAGGUCAUGACCUCACUGCUGCAGGAGGAGCUGGCUCAGCUGGAGGACUACUUCCGCUCCGAGUCCACAUCCACAACAAACAAGUUGGAGAAAUCCUCAAAAUGUGACAAGGGUGCUCAAGCCAUGGGCUCCCAGUCUUAUUAUCAGUUACCCUAUGGCUCGUAUGGGACCGGCCAAUCAGAAACCAGCCCUGUGGUUGUUACCUUGGCAACAGGGGAACUGGACCUGGCCAGCUUCUGUGGUGGUCCCAUCGCCAGAACCAAAAUUACGCGACCCGCUCCGUACAACUACCAUCACCGGUACCACCACAACAACGGGCGCCGAAUCCUCAGCGAGGCGGUGAAAGUCGGGGAGGAAGUUGGACUCGAUACGUGGGGCUCGAGGGGAAGUUACUCAGGAAGCACAGAGUUGUCUGUGAACCACUACUCCACGCUGAAGACAGUGAGCAAGAACAGCAUCGGUAGCGUCAAGAAGGUGAGAGAAUGUGCUUUAUCGUUGAAGGAAGAGGAGAGUUAUUGUUUUUCAGAAGGAAUGUUUUGCAGCGAAGAGAUUGCGCGAGGUUUUUGUCUGGGUGGCUCGUACGACAGCCACCACAAGCGAGAGGGACAGUUGAUGCACAACGUGAAGGUAAAUGUAAGUUACGACAGCACGGGGCUCGAGGUCUUGCACUGCAGUAAAGACGGAGGACUUUCUGGAAGUAUUCCCCAAGAGACAAUGGUGGCCAGUGACGGCUACUUCCACCAGUCCAUGAGCACAGAGCCUUACCAUAGCUUUAUAGGUGACCUAGAUCAGCCGUCACAAGCACAGGCUGUAGAGCCCCAACACGGCCACUACCUCUAUCCAGAAUGCCUUGCAGACCAAAGCUACGAAUGUCUGUCCAGAGGGGAGGGCGAGGGGACGCUGAUGGGUGCCCCCAUCCACCGCCCCACCCAGAGGCUAAAGGAUGAGCCCUGCUCCGUCAAGCCAGCUCUGGUGAUGGGCUCCACUUGUCUGGAAGGCGGCACUGGAGAGAGGAAGCAGAAGAAGAGAGACCAGAACAAAACUGCUGCUCACAGGUACAGGCUGCGUAAGAGGGCGGAGCUGGACUCUCUGGAGGAGGAGCUGCACGGCCUCGAGGGCCAAAACCGGGAGCUUCGUGACAAGGCGGAGUCGGUGGAGCGAGAAAUUCAGUACGUCAAAGAUUUACUGAUCGAGGUCUACAAGGCUCGCAGUCAGCGGCUCAAACAGGAUGGCAGUGCCUAAAACGCCCACGCUGACCUCACCUCCAAACCUCCCAACCAGCACCAAGAGAAAAAUCAAGUCGAGAGCACCAACUGGUUUUUGUCUCACAGGAAUGAAAUGGUAGUUGCAUGAUUUUGGUAGUUCUUUUCUAAAAAAAAAAAAAUAUAUAUAUAUAUAUAUAUAUAUAUAUAUAAUUGUUCCAAGAGGAUGGCCAAACAAAAACACACCUUUCCUAAAAAAGAAAAGAAAAGGAGAAGUUUCCAAAUGGGUGACUAAACUAUAACAAGCCUUAGUGACGCGGCUCCUAGAGGAGAUGCUGAACUUGUCCGUGACCACUGUGAUCCGAACUGCACUCACAGCCUUGUGAUGACUGAGUUUGCGCUUGCAAUGAUUGAUCGUUUACAAAAUGCUCUUUGAAUUAGUAGCAGUGAUGGAAUUUGCUUGUGGUUUUGGUGACACACAUUGGCAGCAUCGAGGCAGAUCCAUGCUGAAUAAAUAUUUUAUUUUAUAUUUUAUUUUUUACUUAAUAAUGGUCAUUUAUCAUUUGCUUUAAACAAUCAACUGAAUAAAGGGAUUGCUGGAAAAAAAAAGUGUGUAACAUGCUCUACAAAUAUUCAUUAUCAGAAACAUUUAGAAAAUUUGUAUGCUACAAUGUUGAGUAUUUACACUUCUUUAUCCCACUGAAAUAACCAAUGCAUGUUUGAUUUUGGAAAAGCAUGUGCGAGUGUUAUUUGAAGGCAAUAUUCUGUUAACUGCAUGGCUUCAAGAUCUCCACCGUGUCAAUUUAACUGAGUUGACUUUAUUCUUCUCAUCAGCUGGCGACUUGUCCCUGAGUUUUGCCCCCGCCAGUGUGAUUCAUGCUCAGGUUUUUGGUUUUCCGCUCUGACAAACACAGAAACAUUCACUGGCUUUUUUACUUUCUCUUCUCUUCUUCUCUUCUCUCUUUCGGCUGUAUUUUGCGAACAAACAAUCACCUGUUGACGCAACAAUAAAUCGUUGUUGGGUAACGGUACGACUUCAUGGGAAAUUUUGUUUUCAAUUGAUCAAUUUGAUGUAUCUGAAAUUCAGGUCCUUUUAAUAAUCGAUGUCAAUGUCAGGAAAUUAUACAUCAGGUAAAUUACAGCCAAAUAAACCAGUUAUGUAGUAUCAUUGAUCUCUGCCUUUGGACUGUUUUUCACUGCAUGCCGGCCAUUAUGCAUUCAUUCUGCAGCCAUUAAAACGCCUUGCAACAA
Molecule: messenger RNA, 3142 nt
Organism: Perca flavescens (yellow perch)
Lineage: Eukaryota; Metazoa; Chordata; Actinopteri; Perciformes; Percidae
Exons: 5
Coding region: 420-1931 (503 amino acids)
Biological process (GO): regulation of transcription by RNA polymerase II
Cellular component (GO): nucleus
Molecular function (GO): DNA-binding transcription activator activity, RNA polymerase II-specific; RNA polymerase II transcription regulatory region sequence-specific DNA binding
Source: RefSeq, a predicted model, not a curated record